This is a messenger RNA of Cavia porcellus (domestic guinea pig), 1516 nucleotides long. RefSeq names its product RFNG O-fucosylpeptide 3-beta-N-acetylglucosaminyltransferase (gene Rfng). NCBI's taxonomy places the organism in Eukaryota, Metazoa, Chordata, Mammalia, Rodentia, Caviidae. Gene Ontology annotation, molecular function: O-fucosylpeptide 3-beta-N-acetylglucosaminyltransferase activity. The transcript has 8 exons. Gene Ontology annotation, biological process: regulation of Notch signaling pathway; pattern specification process. The record is from RefSeq and is a predicted model, not a curated record. Gene Ontology annotation, cellular component: Golgi membrane. The coding region runs from base 1 to 963 and encodes 320 amino acids.
AUGAGCCGCGUGCGAUGGGCGCUAUGCCGGGCCUGCCUCGCGCUGGUCGCGGCCCUGGCCGCGCUCCUGCUGCUGCCGCUGCCUCGCGUGCCCGCUCCCGCCCCGGCGCCCGCUACCGUCGCUGCCCCCAGCCUCCGGCCCGAGGACAUCUUCAUCGCGGUCAAGACCACCCGCAAGAACCACGGGCCGCGCCUGGGGCUGCUGCUGCGCACCUGGAUCUCGCGCGCCCGCCCGCAGACGUUCAUCUUCACCGACGGGGACGACCCUGAGCUCCAGCGGCAGGCAGGCAGCCGUGUCAUCAACACCAACUGCUCGGCAGUGCGCACCCGCCAGGCACUCUGCUGCAAGAUGUCUGUGGAGUACGACAAUUUCAUUGAGUCUGGGCGCAAGUGGUUCUGCCACGUGGACGAUGACAACUAUGUGAACCCCUCAGGCCUGGAGCACCUGCUGUCCGCCUUCUCUCCCAACCAGGAUGUCUACCUGGGGCGGCCCAGCUUGGAUCACCCCAUUGAGGCCACCGAGAGGGUCCAGGGAGGUGGGACCGCCACCACAGUCAAGUUCUGGUUUGCAACCGGUGGGGCGGGGUUCUGCCUGAGCAGGGGCCUUGCCCUCAAGAUGAGUCCCUGGGCCAGCCUAGGUAGCUUCAUGAGCACGGCUGAGAAGGUGCGGCUGCCGGAUGAUUGCACCGUGGGCUACAUUGUGGAGGGGCUGCUGGGGGCCCGCCUGCUGCCCAGCCCUCUCUUCCACUCACACCUGGAGAACCUGCAGAGGCUGCCAGCUGAUGCUGUGCUCCAGCAGGUCACCCUAAGCUACGGGGGUCCAGAGAACCCACACAAUGUGGUGAAUGUGGCCGGUUUCAGUCUGCAGCAGGACCCCACGAGGUUUAAGUCUGUCCACUGCCUUCUCUACCCAGACACAGACUGGUGUCCCAUGCAGAACAGGGGUAACCUUCCCUCACGGUGACCAGGCUCAGCCAGCUUCCUCCGGCUGCUGCUGUGGGAGCCAGACAGAUGCUCUGGCCAACCUGAAAGCCAAGUGCAAACCCAUGGUGGGCCUGGGAGCUGGGGCUUUCAGCCAGUCACUUUGUAGGGUGGCCCCCGGGAGGGCCGGAGAGCAGUGCCCCUGGUGUCACGGGUGCUACUCAGCUGUCUCCAUCAGAGCACUUGGGCACCCCUGCGACCAACAUCAGCCUCGUUCCUGUGGGCUGGGCACAAGAGUGUGGGCUCUGGCCUUCCCAGCAGGCCUCAUGCCACCCGCAGGGUGCAGCUUUCAGACUGGCUCCAUGGUGUGUCCUCAGGCAGAGCUGGCCUUCCUGGAAGCCUCCAGGCCACUUUUCCCCUUGCUGACUCACAUCAAGGACUUCCUCCUGCCUGUCCCCUUCUCCCUGCAUAGGUCUACAAGGUGGCCUCUGGGGAGGGGGAAACAGACAACUGCUGUCCUUGGGCGCUGUGCAGGGCACAGCCUGUUCUGUCCUCAGUAUUGCAGAGUGUGAAUAAAGGCCUCCUUGUCACUCUCA